AUGCUCAGCGCCGCUCUUCGGAGGCGUAUCCUCGCGCCUACUCACCAGGCCCUGCGAUCUGGCUUCACUGCGCACGUAGUCCGCUACUAUGCGUCCUUCCCCAGCCACCAGGUGAUCAAGAUGCCCGCAUUGUCGCCCACAAUGCAGGCUGGCAACAUUGGUGCCUGGCAGAAGAAGCCCGGCGAUGCCAUCGCCCCCGGUGAGGUUUUGGUCGAGCUUGAGACGGACAAGGCCCAGAUGGACUUUGAAUUCCAGGAGGAGGGUGUUAUUGCCAAGAUCCUCAAGGAGGCUGGCGAGAAGGACGUCGCUGUCGGCACCCCUAUCGCUGUCUUGGUCGAGGAGGGCACCGACAUCGCCGCUUUCGAAAAGUUCUCUCUGGAAGAUGCCGGCGGCAGCGCCCCGGCCCCCGAGGCCAAGAAGGACUCUGAGCCUGCUCCUGAAUCAACCCCCGCCUCUACCCCUCAGUCCACCUCUGCUCCUGAGCAGUACGCUUCCCAGGGCAGACUCCAGACCGCUCUCGACCGUGAACCCAAUGCCGUCCCCGCUGCCGUCCGACUUGCCCGUUCUUCGGGUGUCAGCCUGGAUGGCGUCAAGGGCUCUGGCAAGGGAGGCAAGAUCACCGAGGAGGACGUCAAGAAGCUGGUCGCCAGCCCCGCCGUUGCCGCUCCCGGCGCCACCUUUGAGGACACUCCCAUCAGCGGAAUGCGAAAGACCAUUGCCAACAGACUGCUGGAGUCCACCCAGACCAACCCUCACUUCUACGUCAGCAGCUCCAUCUCCGUGUCCAAGCUGCUGAAGCUGCGACAGGCCCUGAACGCCUCCGGCGAGGGCAAGUACAAGCUGUCCGUCAACGACUUCCUCAUCAAGGCCAUUGGUAUCGCUUCCAAGAAGGUCCCCGCCGCCAAUGCCAGCUGGCGCGGUGAUGUUAUCCGUCAAUUCUCCACUGUCGACGUCUCUGUCGCCGUCUCCACCCCCACUGGCCUCAUCACCCCCAUUGUUACCGGUGUCGAGGCCCGUGGCCUGGAGUCCAUCUCCGCCAAGGUCAAGGAGCUCGCCAAGAAGGCGCGUGAUGGCAAGCUCAAGCCUGAGGAGUACCAGGGCGGCACCAUCUCCAUCUCCAACAUGGGCAUGAACGAUGCUGUUGAGCACUUCACUGCCGUCAUCAACCCUCCCCAGGCCGCUAUUCUGGCUGUUGGCACCACCCGAAAGGUCGCCGUGCCCGCCAAGGACGAGGAUGGUGAGACCGUUGUUGAGUGGGAUGACCAGAUUACCGUUACUGGCAGCUUCGACCACAAGGUCGUUGACGGCGCCACUGGUGCUGAUUGGAUGCGUGAGCUCAAGAAGGUUCUCGAGAACCCCCUGGAACUCCUUCUGUAA
Trichoderma breve is the source of this 1377-nucleotide messenger RNA. Its product is annotated as 2-oxoacid dehydrogenases acyltransferase (catalytic domain) domain-containing protein. The transcript has 2 exons. The record is from RefSeq and is a predicted model, not a curated record. Gene Ontology annotation, biological process: pyruvate decarboxylation to acetyl-CoA. Gene Ontology annotation, molecular function: dihydrolipoyllysine-residue acetyltransferase activity. Lineage: Eukaryota; Fungi; Ascomycota; Sordariomycetes; Hypocreales; Hypocreaceae. Bases 1 to 1377 code for a protein of 458 amino acids. Gene Ontology annotation, cellular component: pyruvate dehydrogenase complex.